AUGGAAGAUCGAUUUUGUAAAUGCUAUUCCACAUGGCGACGGCUUGUGAAUCUCCUGAACUGGCUGAGCGACCCCAACAAAAAGGCUGAGGUGCCGGACGAAAUAAAGGGUGAAAUCUUCGAAAAAGAGGAGAUGCUAAUCCCCGGAACAAGAGCAGACGGUAUUCGGACUAAAGAGGAUACUGAGCAGAAUAUCAAGGCCCCAGCUAGUGACCAGCCUAAAACAGCUACGUCCAGGCCGUACCGGAAGCCAACCGGUCCUACACGAAGAUUUCAAGAUAGACGGUCGAUGCUGCGAAAACGGCCCAACUUAGCAUUAGCUACAUCCAUUUCAGGAAGGAAACCUCAGAAGGUAUGGAGCAACACAACCUUGCUGGAAGAAGAAGCAGCUCCGGCAGAAUAUCAGCAGUUCGACGAGAUGGGCCAAAAAAUACAUGGAAAGGCAAAGCCGAAAGAACAAGGGAUGAGGAAAAAGACGAAUGAGGAAUUACGAUGGGCCACGAUAGAAAGUGAUAUUUUCACUGAUUUGACAUCAACGUCAGACUCGAUGGGCCUUUUGGAGUGGAAUGAACCCUCUGUGGACAAAUCCAUGCAGAUAAGCACAGGAGUGCUAGAGGCUCCGCUGAAGCAAGAGCAAGGCUUGUCUACAAGUCUUGAGUGUAAAUUCAGCCUCGAGGCUCGAACAGUCACUGCCGACUCACGGCCUGAUUCUCGGCUUGAGUCAGAAAGCGGCAUAUUAACAGUUGAGGGCCAGCCUUUACGAAACGUGUACGAAGCGAGGAAGCAAGAUAUGACGGAUAGUAUGCUCGGGUGUGUUCAGCUCUCGGCGAUUACGUCGACUGUCGGUAGGUCUCUUUAUUCCGAGUUGCCUAGCCUUCAGUCCAGUGCAGCUGUUUUAUUUAUAUAA
Protopolystoma xenopodis is the source of this 906-nucleotide messenger RNA. The record is from the annotation of a GenBank genome assembly. Lineage: Eukaryota; Metazoa; Platyhelminthes; Monogenea; Polystomatidea; Polystomatidae.